Molecule: messenger RNA, 1576 nt
Organism: Centropristis striata (black sea bass)
Lineage: Eukaryota; Metazoa; Chordata; Actinopteri; Perciformes; Serranidae
Gene: hagh
Product: hydroxyacylglutathione hydrolase
Exons: 9
Coding region: 94-1023 (309 amino acids)
Biological process (GO): glutathione metabolic process
Cellular component (GO): mitochondrion
Molecular function (GO): hydroxyacylglutathione hydrolase activity
Source: RefSeq, a predicted model, not a curated record
GGAGCCUGAUGAGGUCAGAGUUGAACAGCAGACGGACGCGGAACUAAACUUUUCUGGUUUACAGGAAUGAGAUAAGGUGUAUUUGCUGUUGUUAUGUUAUUUAAGUCUCUCGUAGGGAGUGCCUGCACUCUGCUUGGAGCUGCAACAGCCUACAGACUCGUACCUGUGGAAGUCCAGGCCCAGGCAGCUGCCCUCCUUCACAGCGCGGUGAGGAAAUCCUCUCUGGUGGAACAAACAAACAUGAAGGUUGAACUCCUCCCAGCACUCAGCGACAACUACAUGUACCUCCUGAUAGAUGUGGACUCCAAGGAAGCAGCUGUUGUUGAUCCUGUGGAGCCAAUAAAGGUCGUGGAAGCUGUUAGAAAACAUGGCGUAAAACUCACAACGGUGCUGACCACUCAUCACCACUGGGAUCACGCCAGUGGAAAUGAGAAGCUGGUGAAGUUCCUGCCAGGACUGAGGGUCUACGGAGGAGACGACAGAGUCGACGCUAUCACAAAGAAAGUGUCUCAUAACAACAGCUUCAAAGUUGGAUCUCUCAAUGUUAAAUGCCUGUUUACACCGUGUCACACAACUGGUCACAUCUGCUACUAUGUGACAAAAGAAAACAGCACUGAGCCACCAGCUGUUUUCACAGGAGACACUCUGUUCAUGGCUGGAUGUGGAAAAUUCUUCGAGGGGACAGCAGAGCAGAUGCACAAAGCCUUGAUAGAGAUUCUGGGACGCCUUCCUCCUGAAACGCGUGUUUACUGCGGUCACGAGUACACCGUCAGCAAUCUGAAGUUUGCACGUCAUGUGGAACCGGACAAUGAAGUCAUUGAGAAGAAGCUCGCAUGGGCAAAGGAGAAAUGCAGCAACGGAGAACCGACCAUCCCGUCCACUCUGGCAGAUGAAUUCACAUUUAACCCCUUUAUGAGAGUAAAAGAGAAAUCCGUCCAGGACCACGUGAAGCAAACCAGCCCGAUUGAAACCAUGAGAAGUCUCCGGAAAGAAAAAGACAGCUUCCGGGUUCCCAAGGAGUGAUGUCCACUUCAUUCAUGCUGAAUAUUUCUCAACAAAUGCUGACAAAAAACUGCUUUCAAGCUUUCAAUAGAUACCACAGAAAUGAUCUGCAAUCAAUUUAAACUAAACUAAAAUUAGAUCUGCUCCAUUCAGUCACACAGUCAUACAUUCAGCCCUGAUAUGGCCAUAAAUUGUUGUUUUUAGUUUGUUUGGAUGAGAUUGGUGUGAUCGUUUUAAGGAAUAUAUGGCCAUUAAUUGAAUGCUUUAAGUUUUUUCUAAUCUGUAAAAAUCUGAGUUUUAGAGUCUAUUUAGUUAAUGUUGUAAUAUAUGAAUGUACAAAGUGAAACUUCAUGAAGUGUUAUAAAAUCCAUAACCUUUAACAGGGAGCUGCUUGAGGAAAUAAUUUUGAAGUAUGUGUAAAAAGUUGUUAUGAAUGCUUUUAUUUUUUAAUGUUUCCUCAUGGCAUUUUCUUUUCGUAUUUGCCUGGAAGCUGUUAGUUUGAUUGUUUAUUAUGUAUAAUUUAGCACAAGUGCUUUUUCUUUUUUCUUUUUUUUAAAAGCAUUUUGUCUGCAAA